CAAACGGAAGUUACAGAACAAGACGAGGAAUAAGAAAUGUACUGAAAAACUUUGGUAUAAGAUAUGACAACCGGAUCUUAGACUUUAACGCUUGAUGGCCCCUAGUAAAAUUUCACGGAAUCACCUAGGCAUCUGCUUUCGCUAUUUCCAAAGAAACCCGAUCAUGUUGGAAACAAAUAUUAUCCUCCCAGAUUCCCAUCACCUAAUAUCAUAUAUGUAUUAUAUAUUCAUAGCAUUAGAUUCACUCCACGUGCCCUGAGUGUGUCUCAACCCUUGCUGCCACACUUUUGCUCCCAUUGUUAGAUCUCCAUCUUCCUUCCCCAUGGUUUCCCCUAAAAUAUCAGAAACUUGUGUUGAACACAAGGUUGAAGAGGCUGAUCAUGAUAACUAUCAAAGGGCCAAGAGACUGCAACGAGCUCAAUGGCUUCGAGCAGCAAUUUUAGGUGCUAGUGAUGGUUUGCUCUCCACUACGUCACUAAUGCUUGGUGUAGGUGCAGCAGAAGAAGAUGGACAAUCCAUGAUUCUAUCUGGACUAGCUGGAGCUUUUGCAGGUGCCUGUAGUAUGGCUGUUGGGGAGUUUGUUUCUGUAUCAACCCAGAGAGAUAUUGAAAAGGCAAUUGCUUCUUACCGUAGUUCCAAAAAUAGUGAGCAUGAUGAUCUUGUGAGCAAGCUCGACAUCACCGCCACUCAGCCUAGCAAUGAGGAAGAAACCAAGCUCGGUGAGACUAACUUAGCUGUGAACACUUUGGAAAAUAUCCAGCGCGGCAAACUCAUCUGUGAACCGAUAGAGAAAGUGUCGCCAAGUGUAAUACUCGAGCCAACGCUGCCUUCUUCUAUAACUCCCGGGAGCUCUCCUAUGAUGAAAGUUCUUAAAAAAGAUGCAACUGGAAGUUCUGGUACAUCGUGUGAGGAUAGCAGAGAGGAGGUGCUGAUCACAAAUCCCUACAAGGCUGCAGCUGCCUCAGCUUUGGCUUUUCUCUGUGGGUCUUCUGUGCCGUUGGUGCCUGCCAUUCUUCUUACUCAAAAAGUUAUUAGGAUGGUGGUGAUUGCAGUCGUCACAUUAAUGGCAUUGGCUCUUUUUGGCAGCUUUGGAGCUUAUCUAGGUGGUUCACCAGUUAGGAUUUCUGCAGCAAGAGUCACGGCUGGUGGUUGGAUUGCCAUGGCAAUUACAUAUGGGUUGCUUAAGCCUUUUCAUAGUGACCACUGACCACAAGGGCAGCAUCCAUUAAUGAAUUAGGAAACUUGGAUCGUCACAACCCAUUGUGGCCAAGAAAAGGAAGGAUAAAGAAUUUUAUUUGUUACAUAAAGCCAAAAAUGCUGAUACUUGCUGAAUAUCGUUUUCCUGCUUUAUGUUUAUAUUUUCCGAUUAUACAUACAUGUGGAGCAUGAAUAUUCUCAUCAUACGGCAACUCCC
Messenger RNA from Hevea brasiliensis (rubber tree), 1414 nucleotides. RefSeq names its product vacuolar iron transporter homolog 2.1. Gene Ontology annotation, cellular component: membrane. The coding region runs from base 323 to 1207 and encodes 294 amino acids. The transcript has a single exon. Gene Ontology annotation, molecular function: iron ion transmembrane transporter activity; manganese ion transmembrane transporter activity. The record is from RefSeq and is a predicted model, not a curated record. NCBI's taxonomy places the organism in Eukaryota, Viridiplantae, Streptophyta, Magnoliopsida, Malpighiales, Euphorbiaceae. Gene Ontology annotation, biological process: intracellular manganese ion homeostasis.